AUGGCACUAGGAAAUAUCUUGUUGAAGCUUCUCCUCCUCCACACGGCUCUGGUCCUGUGUGUCCAGGCGUACGCCCCGUGUGGCGGGAUCAAGAACCGUUACGUCUGCGACGACUACAACCCGGCCUUGUUCCACAUCUGUAUCGGGAGUAACGAGUACACCAUGGCCUGCCCCGGGAUGCUGCACUUCAACCUGAGAACACAGACCUGCGACUGGCCCUCGUCGGCCAACUGUCUGCUGGAGUCGGAACAGACGCGGAAAGAAAUCGUGGAGGGAAACGAGGCGGUGAAUGUGAACCCUCCCAGAAACCCUUACAUCACUCACAGCGGCGUUAGCAGAAGAACUACUCCUGUUGCUACGCAACGCGUCCCUGCCACCGACUAUCUCCACUACAGGGGCGGCAGGCAGAGACAGCCGCAGGCGCCCCGUUAUGACUCCGUCUCUGUCCGUCUCCAAGGAGACCAGCUACCCGGGAUGGACGCCACCAGAGAUCCUGACGUCGGUUACCAUGUCGCUGUGCCCUACGUAGCAUCAUCUCACCAGUUGUCCGGGCAACAACCGCGUAACCAUGACAACAACAACAACUCUGUGAACAACAAGAAGGGAAGCCCGUUUAAACCGCCGAAGACUGACAGACGCAACCAUGACAACGACGCGGCGGGAAGACAACAGGCAGCGACUCCCAGACGUACAGACGGCUGGGGAAAGUCUCUGAAGAGAGGCCAGACCCGGAAGUCAUCGCGAGAACGAGGUCAGGGAAACAAGAACAAGAACAAGAACCCCUACAUCUCAGCCACGUCCUACCACUCCCGCAUACCCAACCCUUACUCUAGCCCUAACCCGGCCAACCGUGCAGGCUACAGCGUGAGGAAUGCAGCUGCCCCAACUAAAACAUCUGUGGUCAUCUCCCCUCUCCAGAAUCAACGCGCACAAGACAAAUCAAGAUCAAAGAGCAAUAGUAAAUGGUACACGGCAAGUCCUCGCGGUAAAUCAACCGUAGCCCCGACCCCUCCCGCCUCUCAAAGAAACAAGCACGCGGACACCCAAGACAACGUUCAAGAAGACAGAAAGACACACGGGUAUUCCCGGUUCUCCAAUAACAACCGCUACCUCCACAGCAGAUUUGGCUUCAGAAAUGGCGCCACCCGCGGCACUGAGAGAAACUCUCGUCUCAAGCCGCUCUCACCGACAGCCCGACCCGUUCCGAGACCAAAAUCGGCGCCUUUCAGACCGUACAACUCAGCCAUAAAGUCACAGUCAGCGUAUAUGCUAAAUAAUGAGAACAAACGUCAAAAAGAAGCUGACAGUGCAAACAAAGCCCAACAGAUCUCAGCUUGGGGAAACGACUGGAUCUCCGACAACGGCCUGAAAGGUAUCCCAGACUAUUACCCCAAACAGCCCAACAAUAAGGAACCGGAAGCGUCGCCCAAGGCAACCACGAGAAGUAAAUGGCAGAAAACGGAUCGUGUACCUGGCCGCUCACAGACAGUCCGGCCAAUUUCCGGUUCCUCCCCGCCGUGGUGGACAAAACCUGCCGCCACCACCAACCCUCCGCGCCCUGCCACAAAACCCCCGCGCUCUUCUGCUUCCAAAAACACGAAGAAACCUCACCGGAGAGGCAGACCCAACAAGUACAAGCCAAGGAACGCGCCACACAGCCCCAGGGUCAAGGUCAACUACCGCACCAGGACGCCGUCUGCUAACUUUGACCUCCACCCGACCACUGACCGGCGUCCACUCUCCUCCAACGACGGGCAGACGUCGCGGGUGAACGCCCCAGCGGCCCACGAGGACAGCAGGUUUUCCCUGCACCGGUCGGAGAAGUUUUCCCAUAACAAGAUCAGCGCGUACAAGUCACCGGUGCAGAAGUACAGCACUAAGAGGGGAAAAUGCAGCAAGAAAUGGUGCAAGCUGCCAGACUGCCGCUGUAUCGGCAAGGACAUUCCAGGCGACCUGAAGGUCAAGGACGUUCCUCAGAUGGUCAUGUUGACCUUUGACGACGGGGUCAAUCACGCUAACAUCAACUACUACAGAGACAUCUUCAACACCUCUAUGGUCAACCCUAACGGAUGUCCGGGAAAAGGUGACCUGUACGUGAACGACCGCCCCCCGCUGUGGCCCUUCACCUUGGACACGCCCCCAGACAGCAAGACCUGCUCCCUCACCCCGUGCCCCACCCGCUCCUACCCCGGCCUGUGGGAGGUGCCGCUACUGAGGUGGUAUGGCAGUAACAGGAUGGCCUGUGCCAUGCCCGACGCAUGUAUUAUAGGUGGGUGGAUCAGGUUUGGCGGGGAGGGGUGA
Messenger RNA from Aplysia californica (California sea hare), 2301 nucleotides. RefSeq lists its product as uncharacterized. Bases 1 to 2301 code for a protein of 766 amino acids. Lineage: Eukaryota; Metazoa; Mollusca; Gastropoda; Aplysiida; Aplysiidae. Gene Ontology annotation, molecular function: chitin binding. The record is from RefSeq and is a predicted model, not a curated record. Gene Ontology annotation, cellular component: extracellular region. The transcript is spliced from 3 exons.